AUGGUGUAAGAUCAGAGGCGUUCAUUGGCUGAUGUAUCACCUCUCCGCGCAGUUGUGUUGCACCCGUGGACAUUGUCAGUGAAGAUGGCGAACUGGUGUGUACGUGCGGUCAGACAGAGUUAUUAUGUAUUAGCAUCCCCAACACUUGUAAGGGCUACACCACGCCUCCUUUGCACCGCAGCCCAACAGAAGAGUUCAGGGACUGGUUCUGAAGAAGAUAAUGGUGCUCACAAGCCGGAUCUCAAUGCAACAGAGAAAGCCCUAACAGAAGAAAAGGCACAGCUGGAAGAACAGCUAAAGGAUGUCACGGAUAAAUACAAGCGUGCACUAGCAGAUACUGAGAACAUAAGGCAGAGGAGUAAGAAGAUGGUUGAGGAUUCUAAACUAUUUGGAAUUCAGGGUUUCUGCAAAGAUCUCUUGGAGGUGGCUGACAUUUUGGAGAAGGCAACAGAAAGUGUACCGAAAGAAGAAUUAACCGCUGCUAAUCCUCAUCUGAAAAACCUGUAUGAUGGCCUUGUAAUGACUGAAGUUCAGAUUCAAAAAGUCUUCAACAAGCAUGGACUAGUAAAGCUGAACCCUGAUGGUCAGAAAUUUGAUCCUUAUGAGCAUGAGGCGGUCUUUCACGCACCUGUGGAGGGCAAGGUGCCAGGUACCAUAGCCAUAGUUACCAAGGUGGGCUACAAGCUGCAUGGCCGCACACUCCGGCCAGCUCUGGUGGGUGUGGUUAAAGCCCCUUAACUGGUUGUAUACACUAUGGUUGAUGAGUUUAUUCCUUGGUGACAGAUCAGCUCUUGUUAGCUGGUUUAAGUCCUACUUUUUUUCUUUUGUUAUGGGGCCUCUGAGAGGCAAAAUCCAAUAUACUUGCAACUAACUUGUGUUAAUUAUGAAUAUAUAAAAAUACAUAUUUUAAGAGAUAAGUGUAUGUGGUCAAAUAUGCACCCAAAACACUGCAGCUUAUUAAGCUGUGUAUACCUGUUUGCUGAAAAAAUAAAUUCCCCUGUUGUAAUGAAGACCACUGAUGGUUCAGUGCCACCAUGUAUCCUGUCAUCUAUGGAGACAGUCCAAAGUUGGCAGUUUUUUUGGAAACAUUACAGGAAUGGAAUGAGUGAAUAAGUGGUAUGUCAUUUUAAAUACUGGUUGUGAAGUAUUUAGUAAACUAUUACAUUCAAUUUUAAGGUAAUUUUUCUGUCAGACAGACAGACAACUUUGUCAGUGUCAAAUAAAGCUUGUACCUCUUUUCA
This is a messenger RNA of Triplophysa dalaica, 1241 nucleotides long. RefSeq names its product GrpE-like 1, mitochondrial (gene grpel1). Bases 85 to 738 code for a protein of 217 amino acids. Gene Ontology annotation, molecular function: protein-folding chaperone binding; protein homodimerization activity; adenyl-nucleotide exchange factor activity. Gene Ontology annotation, cellular component: PAM complex, Tim23 associated import motor. Gene Ontology annotation, biological process: protein import into mitochondrial matrix; protein folding. The record is from RefSeq and is a predicted model, not a curated record. NCBI's taxonomy places the organism in Eukaryota, Metazoa, Chordata, Actinopteri, Cypriniformes, Nemacheilidae. The transcript is spliced from 4 exons.